Messenger RNA from Triticum aestivum (bread wheat), 1499 nucleotides. RefSeq names its product glyceraldehyde-3-phosphate dehydrogenase 1, cytosolic. Lineage: Eukaryota; Viridiplantae; Streptophyta; Magnoliopsida; Poales; Poaceae. Gene Ontology annotation, molecular function: NAD binding; glyceraldehyde-3-phosphate dehydrogenase (NAD+) (phosphorylating) activity; NADP binding. Gene Ontology annotation, biological process: glucose metabolic process; glycolytic process. The transcript is spliced from 12 exons. Gene Ontology annotation, cellular component: cytosol. The record is from RefSeq and is a predicted model, not a curated record. Bases 220 to 1233 code for a protein of 337 amino acids.
AUUCGUCUGAACAUUAUAAAAAAAAUCAAUUCGUCUGGAUUUGUUUAGUUUCCUCGAUAUUCCACUUCGCCUUUUCCUCUCCUGGCUUUAUAAAACCGGCGGCAUUAAACCCUCCCCACCUCUUCAUAUCCGCUUCCAGACACUUCUCCCGUCCCGUCCCGUCCCCAGCCAACCUCCCAUCUCCGUCUCGCGUCGCGGCGGCAGUUCCACUCCCUCGCCAUGGGCAAGAUUAAGAUCGGAAUCAACGGUUUCGGAAGGAUCGGGAGGCUCGUCGCCAGGGUAGCCCUCCAGAGCGACGAUGUCGAGCUCGUCGCCGUCAACGACCCCUUCAUCACCACCGAGUACAUGACCUACAUGUUCAAGUACGACACCGUUCACGGCCACUGGAAGCACAGUGACAUCAAGCUCAAGGACGACAAGACUCUGCUCUUUGGCGAGAAGCCAGUUACCGUCUUCGGCGUCAGGAACCCUGAGGAGAUCCCGUGGGGUGAGGCUGGUGCCGAUUACGUUGUGGAGUCCACCGGUGUCUUCACUGACAAGGACAAGGCCGCUGCUCACUUGAAGGGUGGUGCCAAGAAGGUGGUCAUCUCUGCCCCAAGCAAAGAUGCCCCUAUGUUUGUGGUUGGUGUCAACGAGGACAAGUACACCUCAGACGUUAACAUUGUCUCAAAUGCUAGCUGCACCACUAACUGCCUUGCUCCCCUAGCUAAGAUCAUUAAUGACAACUUCGGUAUUAUUGAGGGUUUGAUGACCACUGUUCAUGCCAUCACUGCCACACAGAAGACCGUUGAUGGUCCCUCGAGCAAGGACUGGAGAGGUGGCAGGGCCGCAAGCUUUAACAUCAUUCCCAGCAGCACUGGUGCUGCUAAGGCUGUUGGUAAGGUUCUUCCUGAGCUGAAUGGCAAGCUUACCGGUAUGUCUUUCCGGGUUCCCACUGUGGAUGUGUCAGUUGUUGAUCUCACUGUUAGAACCGAGAAGGCUGCAUCAUAUGAUGACAUCAAGAAGGCUAUCAAGGCUGCAUCUGAGGGGAAGCUCAAGGGGAUCAUGGGUUACGUUGAGGAGGAUUUGGUCUCCACCGACUUUGUUGGUGACAGCAGGUCGAGCAUCUUUGAUGCCAAGGCUGGAAUUGCUCUGAACGACCAUUUCGUCAAGCUUGUCUCGUGGUAUGACAACGAAUGGGGUUACAGCAACCGCGUUGUCGACCUGAUCCGCCACAUGGCCAAGACUCAGUAGAGUGCUCUGCUUUCCUUUGUGGCGCCUGGUCAGAGGUGUCCCUGCUUUGUCUAUGCGAAGAAUAAAUGUGGAUGGCGUCGCCAGACGACGCCUGGUUCAUGUUAGUUGGACAUGAGUUACCUUCUGUUUUCCGCAUCAACUAGUAUCUGUAAUGGAGUUGCUAAUCAAGUACUCUUUUUUGGUUGUGGUUUGUGAAGAAUAUAUAAAUCGUUCAGUCCAGUACUUGUGUUUGCCUUAAUAGAGAGAUAACUCUAUUAACUCUCUUA